CCAAACCAACGCGAAUUAUUCGCAGCGGAUUCGUGACGGAAAGUUCGCAGUCGAAUUCCUGACGGAAUUCGUAAAGAACUUCAUAUUGAAGCGAAUAUAUUCGCGUCAUACUCGUAUGUGUCUAGUAUUGAGAAGAGUUGGUGACAACGAAAAACAAAGAAUACUACUCAGUGAUCUCAAUUCUUCACAAAAAUGUAUACAUCAUCAGAUGAAGAAGAAGCUCUUGUAAUGUUAGCAAUGGAGGACGACAAUUCAAGGAAAAGAAGAAAAUGGGUUCAUGAUAUCAAUCUAGAAAGACUGAAAUGUGGGGAAUAUCACACGCUGAUGCCUCAAUUACGAAAAGACGAUAAAAGAUGCUACAUUUCUUUUAGAAUGACAAUAGAUUGUUUCGAUGAACUGUUGCACCUUGUAGAAAAUGAUAUUAGAAAAUCAGACACGAAUUACCGAGAAGCUAUUUCUCCCGAAGAACGGUUGGCCAUAACAUUAAGGUAUCUGGCUACCGGAGAUACAUUUUAUACAAUAGGCCAUAGUUUUAGAGUCGGGUUUUCGACUGUAAGUGCCAUAGUUGUAGAAGUUUGUGAAGCUUUAUGUAGAAAUUUGCAACAUAUUUACUUGCCCGAACCAACUACAGAAAAUGGAAAAAUCUGA
Messenger RNA from Diabrotica virgifera virgifera (western corn rootworm), 648 nucleotides. RefSeq lists its product as uncharacterized. NCBI's taxonomy places the organism in Eukaryota, Metazoa, Arthropoda, Insecta, Coleoptera, Chrysomelidae. The coding region runs from base 193 to 648 and encodes 151 amino acids. The record is from RefSeq and is a predicted model, not a curated record. The transcript is spliced from 3 exons.